Messenger RNA from Aspergillus niger, 1038 nucleotides. RefSeq lists its product as uncharacterized. NCBI's taxonomy places the organism in Eukaryota, Fungi, Ascomycota, Eurotiomycetes, Eurotiales, Aspergillaceae. The transcript is spliced from 3 exons. Bases 1 to 1038 code for a protein of 345 amino acids. The record is from RefSeq and is a predicted model, not a curated record.
AUGAUAUGGUAUAGUUACAACAUCGACUGGGAAUAUAUUCAUUCAUCAUUGUCACCCACACGUCGAGAGCUAUACAGCUAUACAAUUAUGACUACUACGGUUGCCGUUGCUGGUGGAACUAAAGGUCUUGGCCUGACCAUUGCAGAAGCAUUGGUCGUCCAUGGCAAGCACAAUGUGGUCAUAUUCGGUCGAAAGAGAACCCCUGGUCUAGACGAGAAGCUACCGGCUCGUCUGGUUGUUGUUGAUUACGAAAAUAUCCAAAACCUAACAGAGGCUCUCGAAUCCAACAAAGUGAGCGACGUGAUCUGUACCGUCAACGCACAUGGGAGCUCUUUAUCGGAAAGGAACCUCAUUCACGCGGCGGAGAACUCGUCUACGACGAAGCGAUUCAUCCCCAGCAUCUUUGCCGGCUUCGCAUAUCCAGUCAAGUAUCCCGAAGUCGCCAAAUCCAAAACAGAGGUGCUAGAGGAGCUGGCGAAAACAUCUCUAAUGCACACUGCUAUCUACAACGGCAUGUUUAUGGAUUUCUACGGGUCCCCUCUGCUCAAAUCCAACGUCGGCCCCUUUCCGAUGUUUGUUGAUAUCGCCAGCAAGAUGGCAGCCAAACCCGGAUUAGGAGAUGAAGCCAUUGUGCUUACCCGUGUUCUGGACAUUGCGAGAUUUGUUGUCCGCAUCCUGGAUCUUGCCGAAUGGCCCAAGGAGAGCUAUAUCAUAGGUGACCGGGUAACCUUCCAUGAGUUUGUUAAUAUGGCCGAAGAGGUGAGAGGUGGGUGCCGUGUCUUAGUAUUGGGAAUAUACCAUAACUUAUCUAACGAGUCUCUGUCAGGUACCAAGUUCCAAGUGACCUGUGACUCUAAGGAAGAGUUAGAGGCAGGAAAGAUCACGGAAUUGCCUUGCUACUCGGCCACCUUUGCGGCAGUGGGUAAAGAACUGACCAAGCAACUAUACGCUCAAAAUGGGUUAUGGAUCAUUGGAAAAGAGCUCGACCUCAGACCUGCCAGUACUCUCAAUGAAAUUUUCCGGACAUUAAGCCUAUGA